AUGACCACUCCAAUCCCUUCUUCUGCGGGCAAUCAAGAGGCUGGCUGCUUUAAGGCUGUUGGCCGCCCAGUGUUCCUGAUCCUCUUGAAGUUACUGCGGCUGUUCGCUUCGGAGUACUACUACACACCGACCGCUCCUGAGCCUCAAGCCUUAUGUAUUGCUUCACAAUCUGCUACACCUUUACUGAACAGGAAAGGAAUCCUGGAUUCUCUCGAGAUGGCAUCUACAACGUACAAUGCCCUGCCCCAAACACCAACGACGCCAUAUUCCAUGAACUACAACGACUCCAUCCAUAAGCCCGUGAACAUCCAUGUCGGAUCUCCUACACAAUACUUCGGCGAAGAAGGCACUCAAAGCCACCCGCAGUCACCCGCCAUGUCCUUCCUUUCGGAAAAAGACAGAGCUCAUGCUAAGGCAGUACAGAAACUCAAAAGCCGAAUCCGCUACCUCCGCCUCCUCUCCCGCCUCGCAGGCACCGCAAUAGCAAUCGCAAUCGUCGCCCAAGAAGGCCAGACCCUCUACGCCUUCUACACAACCCACACCACCAUCCGUUCCGGGCGCGGCCCUUGGGCCAAGGAGACGCAGCUCUGGUCCUCCCUCCUGAUGUUCUGUCUCUCCCUCAUCACCGCCCUCCUCGGCGUCGGUAUGGUCAUCGCCUAUUACUUCUCCAUCAAAGCCGCCAACACCAUUGCUGGGGUCCAAGUGGGGAUAGUUAUCGUGGUUGACGUUGGGCAUCUGGUGGUGUGGAUCGUGGUCGCGGUCGCUUAUCGAGUGGCGAAGAAUGGGAGGGAUCUCUGGGGGUGGGCGUGCAGUCCUAUUGCGGAGGGUAUACCAAAGGAUAUGGGAGCUGAGUAUUGCCAAAUCGGUAGUGAAUGGCUUGGCUGUGGUCAUACUCGUGUUUGUGUACAGGCGGACGAGAACGAAGAAGGAGAUCCGAAGACUGAUGCUGAUGGGCGCUUGAAGUCUUGA
Messenger RNA from Drepanopeziza brunnea f. sp. 'multigermtubi' MB_m1, 969 nucleotides. The record is from RefSeq and is a predicted model, not a curated record. NCBI's taxonomy places the organism in Eukaryota, Fungi, Ascomycota, Leotiomycetes, Helotiales, Drepanopezizaceae.